GUAAAAUAUGUCAAACCAAACCAAUUAAUAUUUAUUGUGGGCAAUUAAUGUGGGUUAUUGGGCAAAUUCCGAAUAAAAUUUUGGGAAUUUGGACAUAAGCUGUUAUCGUUUAAACAGUAAUCGUAUAAAUAAUAAAGAAACAAGGAUAUUUUUACUCUUACUGUAUUAUACCUAGGCAUCAAUUUCAAUUUUCAGUAAUCCUAAACACUAAUCAGUUCUUCCUUCAUAAAUUACAUCACAAGGAAUUAUAAUAAAAAAUAUAGUAGUAUUAAGAUACGUCUUGAUACAUAUUUAUUACGCUCCUUAUUUAAAAAUUUGUUAAACCAUGCUAGGAUUAAGUAAAAGUAUUCGAAACAUUCUGCUUAGUAAGAAUGCUUACAAUAACAAUCUUAUGAAUAGACUCUUGAAGGUUAAGUCUCAUACUAGAGUGAUACACAGUAGUUCUCGUAUGUGUGUAAAAAUAUUCAUGGAGAAAGAAAACCAUUAUGCCUUUGAAAUACUGAAAAGAACUGGACAAGUGUCAGAUUUUAUCAAAACAGAAACUCGAAUACCUAUGAGUAAAGAAGAUUUUGAAAGACUUACUUCGAAGAACUGGCUGAAUGAAUCAAAGGAAGAGAUCUUUGAACAUUUUAAAAAAUUUGCUACAUAUAGUACAGAAAACAAAUUGUGUAUUUCUAAUUCUGUGUUUGAUAAUUUUGUAGAUAGUCUAACUGAUAAUAUACAGAAUGCUACAGAUGAAGAACUUAAAUCCCUUUUCUACACAUUGACACUUUGGCCUGAAACAAAUUCAAUAAGAACAAGGAAUUAUAUAGAGAUUUGGGCUGCUUUGGAUGAUGAUUGCAUAAACAGGUUCAAAAAAUGGUCAUUUGAUGAAUGGUUAUCAUAUAUUUAUUUAUUCUAUUUAUUAAAUGCAACAAGAGCUUCAGAUUUUUGUUAUAAAAGCAUUCAAAGGUUGACAUACAAGUCACAUAAGUUAACUAAGAGUCAGUAUAUUCAAACUAUGUUCUAUAUAGCAACUAUGAGAUUCUCUCCAUCUGAUAUGCACAACUUAGAGUUAUGUUUAGAGAAAAACUAUGACCAAUUUAAUUUGGAUGAACUAGCAGUAGUAUCAAUGGGAUUUUUCAAAAGCCAAAUCCCUAUUAGGAGUAUGAAUUUGGUUUCAAAAAUUAUUGACAACCUAGUAGCAAAUAUAAAGGAAAUUCAUGAAGUCUCACUUGCAGCUUUGUUAAAAAUUGUUCGCUUCUCGAGAAAAAUACCGAUUGAUGAUAAAAUAAUUACUCUGCUUGACAUUCUGCAGCAUGAGGUUCCACGUUUAUCAGUGAUGUGUAAUGUACAUAUAGCCUUACUGGCAGCUAGCACAUUAACGCUGCAUGAACCUUGUUUGACAAAGAUUGCCGAUAAAGUGUUAGAUAAUAUAUCUUUGACACGUUUAAAAGACAUUGAAAGACUAGUACUGACAUUUGGUACUUUUUCUUUAGAACCAAAAACAAAACGUAAUUUUAUAGAAACAGUACUUAGUGAAUUAAGAAAACCAAUUAGGGAAGAUGAAAUUAAAAUACAUGGUAGAUCUUUUGCAUGUUGUGUGUCUUACCUGGGACUUUUACAAUCAUAUCCAUUGGAUUUAAUGAAAAGGGUUCUAAAUAAGGAAUUUUUACUAUCAAAUUAUGGAAAGCAUUGUCUCUCAUAUGGACGUGAAAUAUUGACUCUUCACAAUCAGAUUCAAAUUAUGCAUAAAGAUGUUGAUUGGCAGUGCUUGUCUGAUAAAGAAGCCCUAUCCCUAGCUAAAAAGUACACAGACUACAUACCUGAUGAAAACUAUAAAAAGCAAUAUAACAUAACAGAAAGAAUGUUUUUAGAUGUAAAAAAAGUUCUUGAAGAAACCCGUGGAGGCAAAGAAUUUGUAGGCGCUCAUCACAUUGUAACUCACCAUCAAAGGGGAGAUUUAAUUAUAUGUGAUAGUAAAGAAGGUACUCCAAGUCCAGUGACUGAAAUCAGCAAGUCCAAAUUUGGUUUUAAUUGGUUUGCGCCUAAUGAUAAUAAUAUCUGGAUAGCAUUAAUUAUUGCUGGGAGAAACGCAAUGAUUUAUAAUUCAGAUAUACCAUGUGGUCAGUUUUAUAUGAAAGCAAGAGAGCUUAAUGCAUUAGGAUUUUGUUCCACCAUUGUAUCAUGGCGCGCCUACGAAAAAUGCCAAACAUAUGAAGAAAAAAGAAAAUAUUUAAAUCAAUUAAUCUGUGAAGCGAAACAUAACCAAAAGAGUAUUAAUGGAUCAAAUGAAACUCAACAUUUAAGUACCAAUGUUAUUUAAUGAUUUAGGAGGGGGAGACACCACAAUCGUAUUUAAAAUGUCAUCAGCUAGAAAGACACAUCAAAAAUAGAUGAACUAUUCUACUGUACCAUUUGGCAAUGUUCUAACCAGUGGGGAUAUAAUUAAAAUUACAGUUAGCUUUGA
Molecule: messenger RNA, 2449 nt
Organism: Leptidea sinapis
Lineage: Eukaryota; Metazoa; Arthropoda; Insecta; Lepidoptera; Pieridae
Exons: 4
Coding region: 326-2305 (659 amino acids)
Source: RefSeq, a predicted model, not a curated record